This is a messenger RNA of Leishmania braziliensis MHOM/BR/75/M2904, 993 nucleotides long. RefSeq lists its product as hypothetical. Lineage: Eukaryota; Euglenozoa; Kinetoplastea; Trypanosomatida; Trypanosomatidae. The coding region runs from base 1 to 993 and encodes 330 amino acids. The transcript has a single exon. The record is from RefSeq and is a predicted model, not a curated record.
AUGGCCGAACACGUGCUAUUCACUGAGGAGGUGUCAAAUGUGUUGACGCAGCCAGAAGGCCCGCGGGAUGAGGCUCGUGAAGUGCCCUCGGUACGGUGCUACUAUCAUUUGACUAGGUCGUACACCGUGGCCGGCUUUGCCGGCAGAGGAGUGUUUCCAGGGUCGCUGUCCUCAGAGAUGCUCCAUACAACGGCGAAGCCAGUUGAGGGUCUUUCACGCCCACCUCGGCUGCUCGCAGCACCGCCUCUGGCAGAAGGGGCAGAGCCACUGCACAUGGCGGUACCUGUGUGUCCCACCGGCGUUUCUCUGAUGCGGCCGGCGCUGUCCCCCAACAAGGGCCCAUCCAGGCCUGUAGCCGUCUGUGCGCCUUCGUCUUUUCGCACCGCCACCAUGAGUGAGGCGGCGCUGGUGUUCGAGUCGACUAUGGCAGAGGGGAUGUCGAAACCGGCCCCUCGUCCACCAGCGCCGAAUUCUUGUGUGCAGCCUGCAGAGGAGACCACGACAUCGCCGUUUCGCGUGAAUCGCGUGUGCGCUGGACAGCUGCCUCGGUACAGGCAGAUGGUACUGCCGGCGCGUCGGCUGCAGAGUCGCCACGUCUCGAAGAUCAAGACGUUACCAAUAUUUAAGGAGGCAGACUUGUCGGUGACACUGUGGAGCGAGGCUGCAUCGCAGGCGGAUGUGUUUGCCUUCUUCGGCUCUCAGGACGGCUCAGUUGAUCUGGCUGCGAGCUCGCCACUGCGAGGCCACAACAAGGCCCCCGUCAGCAAGGAGUUGUCUUGGACUGUCGUUGAUGCAGCGUACAGCAGUCUCUGCGACCUCUCCUUUAGCGAAAACAUCUUUUCUGCAGGGGAAACUGCGACGGGCGGGUCGCCGGGUAGCGGUAUUCUUCGUGGUCAUGUGAUCGACCCGCAGGCGGUCUUGAGCUUUCGCAGAGACGGGGCACGACGCCAGCGCGAGGCGCCGAGGGCUUCCAGUAACGCAGUUCUUCAGUAA